CUGUUCUACUUCUUCAUUUCCAUGACCUUACACCACCUUGUUGCUGAUGACAUAUUCAAAGGUGACGUCUCAUGCACUUCCGCAGCUGAAUUUUGUUGGAGCUGUGCCGGUACGAGUAACUACACUAAUGGCAGCAUCUACCAACAAAACCUCAUCAGUCUUCUCUCCUCCUUUUCCAACAUUUCCCAAAACCAAGCCAACUAUGGCUUUCACAACUCUUCUCUCGGACAAGGCUCCAACAAAGUGAAUGCCAUUGCGUUGUGCAGAGGAGACCGCGGACUCGAAGAGUGUAGCACCUGCCUCAGAGAGUCCACACAGUCUCUCCUGCGAAACUGUUCAUAUAAAAGGGAAGCAAUCUUUUGGGCAGAGCCUUGCAUGGUACGGUACUCGCAAGACUUGAUAUUUGGUAUAGAGGAUGAGGAGCCUCAUAUAUAUCUGCCCAGCCCGAACAACGCAUUAAACCCGGAAGCGUACGGGCUGGUGCUUAACCCCUUGUUGGAAAUCUUAAUUGAAAAAGCUGCUUCAGGGGAUUCUAAUCAAAAAUAUGCAGCAGGACAUAAAACUGUUCCGGGAUACGAAACGAUAUAUGCACAUGCGCAGUGCACUCCAGACUUAGACAAAGUCAUUUGCAGCGAUUGCCUUAAGAAUUGCACCUCUGCUCUUCCAUCAUGCUGCAGUGGAAAGUCAGGAACAAGAGUUCUUAAACCAAGUUGCAAUAUUAGGUUUGAGUACAAUCUUUUCUACAAGUCUACGGUCGAUAAAGAAGUAGAUAUUUCAGCUGCGGCUCCAGCUCCAGCUACAACAACAACUUCAGAAACUCCUGCUCCACUUCCACCUAGGCAAGGAAAGAAGAAUAACACAAAAAAUCAUAUCAUCAUUAUAGUUGUGGUUGUGAUUGCUUUUGUGUCUUUGCUUCUUGGUGGCUUGUGCAUUUUCAAAAGAGACAAGAAGCCAAGGGUAAAACUUGACGUUAUACCUUCAGAUGAUAGUUUGGAAGAUAUUAGCUUGGUGGAAUCGUUACAAUAUGACUUUGAAGACAUAAGAUCUGCAACGAAUGACUUCUCUGAUGAAAAUAAGCUUGGACAAGGUGGAUUUGGAGCUGUUUACAAGGGUAGGCUAUAUAAUGGACAAUAUAUAGCUGUAAAAAGAUUGUCUAAGAGUUCUGAACAGGGUGAUCGUGAAUUUAAAAAUGAGGUAAUGUUGGUUGCUCAACUGCAACACCGGAACUUAGUAAGGAUAUUAGGCUUUUGCUUAAAAGGAGAAGAAAGGCUCCUCAUUUACGAAUAUAUACCUAAUACAAGUCUCGAUCACUUCAUUUUUGAUCCAAUCAAUUAUGGAUAUUUGGAUUGGGAAACACGUUACAAGAUCAUAGGGGGAAUUGUUCGUGGUCUUCUUUACCUUCAUGAAGAUUCUCGACUUCGAAUUAUUCACCGCGAUCUCAAAGCUAGCAACAUUUUGUUGGAUGAAAAUAUGAACCCCAAAAUUGCAGAUUUUGGGAUGGCAAGGUUGUUUGUCAUGGAUCAAACCCAAGGAGAUACAAAGACCAUCGUUGGGACCUUUGGGUACAUGGCACCGGAAUAUGCAAGUCAAGGGCGGUUUUCUGUCAAGUCAGAUGUGUUCAGUUUUGGUGUGUUACUUCUCGAAAUGAUUAUUGGCAAGAAGAGUUCUAAUUUCCAGAAUGGUGAGGAUGAAGAUGACCUUGUAAGCUAUGUAUGGAGAAAUUGGAGGGAUGAUACAAUUUCAAAUAUCAUAGAUCCCAUGUUAACAACAGGCUCAAGAUCUGAAAUAAUCAGAUGCAUCCACAUUGGUUUGUUAUGUAUCCAAGAAAAUGUGAAUGACAGACCAACCAUGACUUCAGUUGCUUCCAUGCUGAGUAGUCAUUCCCUCUCACUCCCAGUACCUCCACGACCUGGACAUUAUUGGCAUUAUAACACUAAUUCAGACACAUCCGGGUCGGAGUUCAAACUCACUGAGACGUCUGAGAGAUCUGAAAGUUCUGUGUUUGUGUCAAGAAGCGUGGUUUCAGAUAUUACUGAAAUAUAUCCACGCUAGUGUGCCCAAGUAUUCUGUGUAUAUGUAUCAACUGAGGUGGAGGUCAGAUAGAUAAGGACGAUGUC
Molecule: messenger RNA, 2117 nt
Organism: Fragaria vesca subsp. vesca
Lineage: Eukaryota; Viridiplantae; Streptophyta; Magnoliopsida; Rosales; Rosaceae
Product: cysteine-rich receptor-like protein kinase 29-like
Exons: 7
Coding region: 22-2052 (676 amino acids)
Source: RefSeq, a predicted model, not a curated record